AUGUCAACCGAAGAUCCACCCCAGAUGCUAUUCUUCGAUAUCCUUGGUACAGUGGUGGAAUGGAGACGCUGUAUCGCAAAUGAAUUUAGCAAGACUGCGCAGACUGCCAUUCAAGACACACGAAGGAACGUCGGGUCUGAGCUGCGAGACGAUGUAUCCUCUCUGGAUAUGGCAGACUGGUUGAGUCUUGCCGAGGAAUGGCAUCGAUCAUAUAUGGAAUUCGGAAACAGUUUCAAUUCAUCUCGAUCAUUCAUUUCGGUUGAUGAACACAAUCGGGCUUCACUCGAGGAGCUCAUCAUAAAGCGAGGUCUACGACCUCUAUUCAACGACGAAGAUCUGACACAAUUGACUUUCACUUGGCAUCGACUCGAUCCCUGGCCUGAGGCCGUUGCGGGCCUACUUCUUCUCAAGAGCAGCUUCACAACAUCUACACUCUCAAAUGGCAACGUUUCUUUGCUGGAGGAUCUUCAAUCCCAUGGGUCUCUAGUUUUCACUCAUAUCACUAGCGCCGAGCACUUUGGUGCAUAUAAGCCAUCACCGGAGGUUUAUCGUGGGGCCGCCAAGAGAUUUGGGUUAGAAACUUCGCAGUGUGGCAUGGUUGCGGCACACCUCGAAGAUUUGCAGGCAGCCAAGAAGUGUGGUUUCAAAACGAUUUAUGUCGAACGAGAAAUGGAAGAAGCAUGGAGCAGUGAGGAGGUCCUCUGGGCAAAGCGGAAUGGGGUUGUCGAUAUUUGGGUCAGUGAUACUGGCAAUGGUUUGAUAGAAGUGGCGCACCGGCUUGGAGUCGAGCGGGACUUCUGA
Molecule: messenger RNA, 801 nt
Organism: Penicillium salamii
Lineage: Eukaryota; Fungi; Ascomycota; Eurotiomycetes; Eurotiales; Aspergillaceae
Source: the annotation of a GenBank genome assembly